AUGCAAACUUCUUUUCUGUGACAGAGGGAAAAGGAGCAGUUCCGCAAACUGUUCAUUGGUGGUUUAAGCUUUGAAACAACAGAAGAAAGCUUAAGAAACUACUAUGAACAAUGGGGAAAGCUUACAGAUUGCGUGGUAAUGAGGGAUCCUGCAAGCAAAAGAUCCAGGGGGUUUGGGUUUGUUACAUUCUCCUCCAUGGCUGAAGUUGAUGCAGCUAUGGCUGCAAGGCCUCACACGAUUGAUGGAAGGGUGGUUGAGCCGAAGCGAGCUGUGGCUAGAGAGGAAUCUGGAAAACCUGGUGCUCAUGUUACUGUGAAGAAACUAUUUGUUGGUGGUAUUAAAGAGGAUACUGAAGAGCACCACCUUCGUGACUACUUUGAGGAAUAUGGGAAAAUUGACACUAUCGAAAUUAUUACUGACAGACAGUCUGGUAAAAAGAGAGGGUUUGGCUUUGUUACCUUUGAUGACCAUGAUCCUGUGGAUAAAAUCGUAUUGCAGAAGUAUCACACCAUCAAUGGCCAUAACGCAGAAGUACGGAAAGCUCUCUCUAGGCAGGAAAUGCAGGAAGUUCAGAAUUCUAGGAGUGGGAGAGGAGGGAACUUCGGUUUUGGUGAUGCGCGUGGAGGCGGUGGCAACUUCGGUCCUGGACCUGGCAGCAAUUUCAGAGGGGGAGCCGACGGAUAUGGAAGUGGCCGUGGAUUUGGUGAUGGAUAUAAUGGAUAUGGUGGAGGACCUGGAGGUGGCAACUUUGGAGGCAGUCCUGGUUAUGGAGGAGGAAGAGGAGGAUAUGGUGGAGGAGGACCUGGAUAUGGCAACCAGGGUGGGGGCUAUGGAGGUGGUUAUGACAACUAUGGAGGAGGCAAUUAUGGAAGUGGAAACUACAAUGAUUUUGGAAACUACAACCAGCAACCCUCAAAUUACGGUCCAAUGAAGAGUGGAAAUUUUGGUGGCAGCAGGAACAUGGGGGGACCAUAUGGUGGAGGAAAUUAUGGUCCAGGGGGCAGUGGAGGAAGUGGUGGUUAUGGAGGGAGGAGCCGUUACUGAGUUUCCUCAAGCCUGCCAUGGGCUUCACUGUAUAAAUAGGAGAGGAUGAGAGCCCAGAGGUAACAGAACAGCUUCAGGUUAUCGAAAUAACAAUGUUAAGGAAACACUUAUCUCAGUCAUGCAUAAAUAUGCAGUGAUAUGGCAGAAGACACCAGAGCAGAUGCAGAGAGCCAUUUUGUGAAUGGAUUUGGAUUAUUUAAUAACAUUACCUUACUGUGGAGGAAGGAUUGUAAAAAUGCCUUUGAGACAGUUUCUUAGCUUUUUAAUUGUUGUUUCUUUCUAGUGGUCUUUGUAAGUGUAGAAGCAUUCCUUUGAUAAUGUUAAAUUUGUAAGUUUCAGGUGACAUGUGAAACCUUUUUUAAGAUUUUUCUCAAAGUUUUGAAAAGCUAUUAGCCAGGAUCAUGGUGUAAUAAGACAUAACGUUUUCCUUUUAAAUUUUAAGUGCGUGUGUAGAGUUAAGAAGCUGUUGUACAUUUAUGAUUUAAUAAAAUAAUUCUAAAGGAAAUAUUGUGUAAUUAUAGAUUUUUUUUUAAUAUUGUAAAAUAAGGCAAGGAGUGGGUAGUAUAAGGUCCCACAAAUAAUAUAAAGCUAUUGUUGUACGUGUUAAAUGCUUGGUCAGAAAAAAGUAUGUUGUCUGUAAAUGAUCAGGUUUAAAGUAUCUAGAUAACUUAAGGGUUAUCUCUGCAAGGAGAAACACCUUUUUAGAUCUUUUAGAUGCUGCUUCUUCAAUGGCAAGGAAAGGAAAUAUCCCCAGCGAGGUACUCUUCCAGGGACACAGGUCUAGUACGAGAGAACUCUUGAAAACGUCACUAAGUUCAGCCAGUCUUAAAAAGCUGCGCUGUAUUUCUGCAAAGCUUUAACUACGGUAGUUGUAUAAGGAUGUCAACGAAGGCUAUGGGGUGUAGAGCAAAAUAGUUCUAAGCUUCAGUUAAACUUCUUUAGGUAAGAUCUUAUUUACUUUUCCUUUCUUAAUUGUUCCAAAAUUGAGAAACUAAUACUAUACUAUAUGAAAGUAUUUUUUUGAGUAUAGUGAUUAUUGUAUGUAGUUUAACAUAGCAAUGAAUUAACAAUUACCAAUUGAAAA
Molecule: messenger RNA, 2128 nt
Organism: Tinamus guttatus (white-throated tinamou)
Lineage: Eukaryota; Metazoa; Chordata; Aves; Tinamiformes; Tinamidae
Source: RefSeq, a predicted model, not a curated record